AAAUACACACAACACACUGUUAGCCAAUCAGGAGAGGCGAGGAGGAGAGGAAACAGGAAGUGGGAGAGAGAUGACAAAAAUGGAGGAAAGAAGGAAAAAUAUACAGACUGUAGACUAAACCGCCAAAAGUAUGUGGACUUAUUCAACUGUGGGCCUCAACCUGCUGCGGGUGUGACUUCCUUUAACAUCAUCUUAUCAGAUCCUUCUUUGGUAAUGUGACGGAGCAGGCCCGUCUGACACGGCAGUGCACUUGCUGUUGGGAACGUUGUGUUUUUUUUGUUUUGUAAAUAAAUUGCAAAACUUUAUUCCGGCUACGCCAUCAUUUAUUACUACAUCAAGAACCUGUACGUCACAAGUGGUGUCAGAAGUGGGAUGGCUGGCCGACGAAAGCGACGUUCCCAACAGCGGAAGAUUGAGGAGGAGGAGCCAGCGUCCUAUGGAGUUGGAACAGAGGAGCCUGCACAGCAACCUCUGGGGGAGCUCCUGGGCCUAAUGAAAGACUUUAUGAGAGGUCAGGAAAAACGGGAGCAGGGUCUACGUGCUGAGAUAAAUAACCUCCGUCUCUCUCUACAACCACCUACUCCUGAUCCAGGGGAAGGGCCCUCAGGUGCAAGUAGUCUCCACAUGGCGUUGCCCACACCUGCACCUGGAUGGAGACCACAAGGAGAGUCGACCAUGGUUUCCCAAAUGCAGAAUGAUGGACUGGAUCAAGCAUCACAUCCUCCAGACCCGAGACCAUACGUAAUGGAGCCGAAGAUUCCACCAUAUCAGAUGGGUGAGGAUAUAGAAAAUUAUCUAUUGCACUUUGAGAGGAUCGCAAAGACGUGGAAAUGGCCGGAAGCUGAGUGGGCAUGUCGCCUCGUACCGUUUCUAUCGGGGAAGGCCUUAGAAGCGUAUACAGCCAUGGACGAGGAUGAGGCACACUCGUACCCAGAACUGAAAGCUGCUUUGUUAGCCAAGUUUGAUAUAUCCCCAGAGACAUACAGGCAACGGUUCCGAUCCUCCACCGUCCCUCCUGGAGAGACUCCAACCGAGACCUACCAUCAUCUACGGAGCCUGUAUCGAAGGUGGAUUCGACCGGACCAGCUCACCAAGGAGCAAAUCGGGGAGCUUGUGAUCCUGGAGCAACUUCUUCGCGUCCUGCCGCCAGAUGUCCGCACCUGGGUCAGGGAGCACGAGCCAGAGGACGGCCUGACAGCAGCAAAGCUGGCACUUCAACACCAGAACGCCCGCCGAGGGGGACCUCCACGUUUCACCAGCUCAACUCCGCGACCUCUUCAACAGUCUGCACCCAACCGGCCCACCAGAGAGACCAACUAUGCCUCUCGAGGUACUCCCAGCUCUGCUACGAAUCAGCAACCAACCGGUAAGCCCUUUGUUUGCUAUUAUUGCCAGCAGCAGGGACAUAAAGCCUCUGUGUGUCCAAUUCGGAGGGAUAAACUCACUGGUGCCUGCUACGCACCUCGAGCAAAGGGAGAACUGUUUAUUAAACAGGGCUUGAAGGACCACACCCUUAGAACGGUGACUCUAAAUGGACAGGAAGUGACAGCACUGUUGGAUAGUGGCAGUUUUACUUCCCUAGUGAAGAAGGACCUUGUCCCUGUGAACUGUGUGGAUUACAGCCGAAAAACUGACAUUGUUUGUGUCCAUGGUGAUAGUCAUGCAUAUCCGAAAGCUGAAGUGACUGUAAUAAUUGAUGACCAACCUUACCUGAUGUCUGUCGCUGUAGUAGAGAACUUACCUGUAGAGCUUGUCCUUGGUACAGACUUACCUGUGCUCGUGAGUCUUUUGCAGGGCUCUGAAUGUAACACCAUCUGUAAUGUGAACAUGGUUGAUGUGGCAAACAAUGUUUCAUGUCCUGUGGUAACUAGGUCUCAAGCUAAACAGGGUGUGGAGCCCUUACCGGACCUUGAUGAUAGCCUGUGCGAGGGGGGUUUCAAGGGUCCAAGAAAGUCAAAGCGUCAACGACGUUUUGAGAAACAGCUAAUGCUAAAUGACUGUGACAUUAAGAGGUUGAAUGUCGAUGACAUGUGGAAGGUGCCAGAAAAUAUUGCUGAACUGCAAAGGGAAGAUGUGACUUUAAAAACCUGUUUUGGAAAAGUUGAUGUUAAAACUCUUACUAAUGCUAAUGUUACUGGGCAAGAUCUGUUUAUGAUUAAUGAUGGAGUGUUGUAUGUCCAUAGCAGUGGUCAGAAACGUCUUGUUAUUCCUGCACCAUGUAGACAGCUAGUUAUGCAUGUUGCACACACACUUCCGUGGGCAGGGCAUUUUGGCCGUCACAAGACUUACCUCCGUGCUGCAGCUCGUUUUUAUUGGCCCGGUAUGUACAAUGACAUUUACACCUAUUGCGCUACAUGUCCCAUUUGCCAGAAAACGGCUCCAUCUUGCAGAUCUGACAGGGCUCUCCUCCAUCCCCUCCCAGUCAUUAACACUCCAUUUCGCAGGAUAGCAAUGGACAUUGUGGGCCCGUUGGUCAAAAGUGCUCGGGGCCAUCAGUAUAUUUUAGUACUGUGUGACUAUGCCACCAGAUACCCCGAGGCCUUCCCAUUACACACCAUCACUGCUCCUGCCGUUCUUCGUUGUCUGGUCCAACUGUUUUCCAGAGUGGGGAUCCCUGAUGAAAUUUUGACUGACCAGGGAACUAACUUCACCUCUCGUCUCUUACAGUUGUUUCACAAACAGUUGGGUAUAACCGCUCUGCGAACAACGCCUUAUCAUCCUCAGACCGACGGCCUGGUCGAACGGUUCAACCAGACGCUGAAGAGGAUGCUUCAAAAAUUUGUGAGCGACACUGGGAGAGACUGGGACAGAUGGCUGCCGUUUCUUCUCUUCGCAUAUCGAGAGGUGCCGCAGGCUUCCACUGGAUUUUCACCUUUCGAGCUCUUGUACGGAUGGGAUGUGCAAGGACCCCUGGACCUGCUGGGAAAAGUAUGGACUGCAUCAGAGCACAAGUCCAGUGAGCAAGGUGUUGUCCAGUAUGUACUUCAAAUGAGGGAUCGUCUGUCGAGGUACCGAGACGAGGCUGAGAUGAACCUCAAGGAGGCCCAGCAGAAGCAGAAGAGGUGGUACGACCAGCAGGCUAGACAGAGACAUUUCCAGCCAGGCCAGAAAGUCCUUCUACUGCUUCCCUCCUCCAGCAGCAAGUUGUUGGCGAAGUGGCAAGGCCCAUAUACCAUCACCAGACAAGUAGGACCUGUCACUUAUGAGGUGCACCAGCCGGACAAGAAGAAGCCUCAGCAGAUCUACCACGUUUCUGGAAUGAAGCUCUGAGAGGAGUCAAUUCAUCCUCCAGCUGCGCUAGACUCAGUCUUAUACAAUUUAAGGUACUCCAUAGGCUCCACUAUAGUAAGGCUAAACUUUCCAGACUCUAUCCAAGCAGACUGGAGGAUAGAUGCGAUAAGUGUGCACAAACCCCAUGUAACCUGACUCAUAUGUUCUGGUCCUGCCCCAAACUGACUGAUUUCUGAAAAUCUUUUUUUGAUGCCAUCUCCGAAAUUUUAAAUAUAGCUGUAACCCCCUGCACCCAGUUAAGUCGGCACACAAAGAUAUUCUUUGGUUGAUUACAGCCACAGUUAAUUAAAUUAUCUAAGCCAAAACUCUCAGAAAACAAAUGAGUCCAUUGGUUCUGGACUCCACCAGAUCAACAUAGCGGUCGAGCUGCACUGUUCUUUCCUUUCCUCCACAGACUAGAUGUUUUCCUGCCUCACUGCUCCCGCAGACACAUUCCCAGCCCUUCUCUGCUCCUCUGACUCAUCUGGUUGUGCUGAUGGCUGCCAUUAAACAAACAACCUGUUCUCUCUUUUCAUCCAGGUGCUUUCCCCUCCAAUAAAGACUCCAUUAGUGGUCAGCAGGCCGUGCUUUCUCACGGUGAUGAUGUCAUAAAGCCAUGGUGUUGUCUCAGCUGUCAGACAGGAAGAGGAGGCUGAAAUCUAACUAUCAGACUUCCUAUGCUGAUAUUUUUUAAUUUAUGUUUUUAGUAUUUGAAUGCAUCUCUACAAACAAAACUAAAAAACAAAAUCAGCUUCGUUCUUCUUGAAAGAACCAAACUGUCUCACAUAUAGUGCUGAGGAUGGGUUGUUAAGGCAGCUCUAAAUGUAAUAUACUGUACAGCAUUUUUAUCUACUCAUCUUAAGAAACUUUAACUAAAUGGUGUAAUUGGGGCUAAAGCAGCGCUAUACACUCCCAUGUGUCCACCCUAGAAAUUACCCCAAUGACAGCUACUGAGUGUGAACAGCAGAUGUAAUUGGCAUGUAUAGCUCAUUUAAACCUUUAAGACCUCUAUAACCAGCACACAGAUGUGACUGGGGCAAUGUGGAUAAAGAUGUUUGGCAACGGCUCAAAAAUCAAUUACUACGCUCAGUUAUGAGUCGUAUGGGAGAUUAUAUGGAGAGAAAUGGAAGAUGAGAGGAGAGGAAAGUUGUGUUUAAAUCUGCAAAAAUGUAAUUAAGAUAAGAUAAGAUAAGAUAAGAUCAGAUAAGAUAAGAUAAAAUAAGAUAAUAUGGACUUUAUUGAUCUCACAAAGGAGAAAUUUACCGUUACAGAGCUCUUAGGAACAAACAGAGGGGUGCAAAAAGUCACGAAAGGUGCAAGUACAAGAUAAUAAAGAUAGUAAGAAAUGGUAAAAUAGUAAAAAAUAUACACAUCUAAGGAUAGAAAACUUUUCUUAUAUACAUUGUUAUAAGAUAGAAAACUUUUCUUAUAUACAUUUUUAUAAAAUAAGAUAUUGCACAUAAUAACAACUACACAGUAGUGUUAUACAGUCUGAUGGCAGCAAUAACCCAAAGUGGAUCAAAGUGUUCCUUUGUUGGAGAACCAUGAAUCAUCCGUUAGACUGCAUAUCAUCUCUGUUUUGAGUGUCAUGCUACAGUGUGUUUUGGGGAGGAACCAUCAAAGUGGAGCCUUGGCAUCAGAUAAAGGAUGAAAAAAGAGGGCGAGUUUGGAAAUAGAGUUGAAAGAAGCAUCCCAUUUGGAGCAAAAACAGCAUCGGAGCAAUGGAAAAUUAAAAACUGUUACUGUUGUAUUAUUAAGAACCAUACAGAGAAUAAGGCAUUAAUCCAGUGCGGAAGACAAUAGCUGUGUCAUGAAUAUGAAGCAAAGUGGCUUCAUAUUCGCUAGACGAAGAGGAAACAAACUCAAUUUUGGCCAUACAUGAUAGAAAAGUGAGCAAAAUUCUUCAAGAAUUGUCCUAAAUUGGUAAAGCUGUUUGUAUCAGCAGGUAUCGGCCAUGUUUGAUUCUGUCUGGUUAUAAACACAAUGAAAGAAAAGGCAACAGCUGACCAGUGAUGUGAGAUAUAUUCAAUACGACAAAACUUAUUUGGAAAAGGUGUUUCCAGCUCAGAUUAGGUACACUAACUCUGUCAGAAUAGAUGGUUUCCAGUAAUGUUUUCUCAUGUAAUACUUCAAAAUAAAUGAAAAACAUGGCUAAUAUCUGUGUAGUUUCUCCUCACAAAGCUAUCACUGAGAAAUGAUCAUAUUUGACUGACUCUGUAUUAAAGACUGACAGUGGUGACCCAGAAAAACAUAAAUUAAAGGUGCAAUGUGGAGGAUUUAGUAGCAUUUUAUCCCAUUUUAAGUUUUCACAUCAUUUUACGCCAUUUAAAGAACAUGUAAGUCAGUUAUUGGCAUGCAGCGACAUACAAAAUGGAAAAAAAAUGGUGUGUUUGUCAAAAGCCUUUCCACGAUAUCAUGCUUAUAUGGGGGAGAACAACAUUCACGUGGUUGUUAACUAUGAAUUCAUCCUCCAGACUGUCAAUGUAAAGUUUUAUGUAACUUCUGGAGGCAUCUGAGGGAGAAGAUUUGCACCUGAAAUCUGACGAGAUGUCAUAGCUUGUUGAUAACACACAGGUUUUUUUGCUGCCAUGUGCACCACAUUGGAAGUGGAAGUGUGACUGUUUUGACACAAAGUAGGAGAUCUAGGAAUGGUCGCAGAUGGUGCUUGACAUAUUUUCACAUAUGGGACCUCCAGGGAAUAUUACACUGGAUGCAGGAGAGCUGGGAGCAGAGUAUCACUGCACAAAGAGGACACAUUCACAAGGAUGACAGCCAAAGAAAUGUUGCAUUACUAAAACUGUGACAAUCAGAAACAAAUAGGCUGCUGAUGAACCUCAGCCUAAAGGUUUCUGUGUUAGUAUCACUCUGUCAGAACUCCAUCUGUCUGGUUUACAAACAACAUUUAGGCCUGUAAACAGCCGAGACAGGCAUGAAUGUGAAGGAUGACGAAGGAAAAUAAGUAAAUAUUUCAGAUUCGAUCCCAGAGGUCCCUGAUGUUCCCUUAACCUCACGUCUCCUUGUUUACGAGAGGAAAAGAGAUGUUUUCCAGUCUGCACGACAAAAGAGCCGAGGAGUGUAUGUGUGUGAAGACAAGCUCCAUCCAGCUGUGUUUAGUUAUUUGGGAUGAGAUUCCUGCAGAGUUUGAUAAUACCCUGCUAAUGUGCAUAUUUUCUGUAUCAGUAUGUGCGACCACAUCAGCAGCGUGGGACCCUUUCCGUAUCUCCUCUCUGCUCCUUCAACACAACAGUCCUGAGAUAGAAAACACAGUGGAGGCCCCUCGGCUCCCAUGUGAUACCAUCUGAUGCCCACCCAACCUGCAGGUGAACGACCUCCGACUGCACACCGACGGUUCUGAUUAGAAGCAGCAGAAAUUACAUCUUCCCAUGUUCACUUUUAAUUGUGCUUAUUUUUUACACUAAUCUUAAAAACCACACACAGACAAAUGUAAUCCCCGAGUAUUUUUGUCCGCUUCAAAGGUGAUGAGCAUCCACAUGUUUAAUGGCUGAGUUUAAGGAGGGCAACAAAAAGCAAAAAUGUCAUAAAUGGUGGUUUGCAUUUGUGUUCGCUACUUGUGUAGAAACGUACAUAAACAACUGCGCUGUCGCGAUCACUUCAAAUCACAAGAGCCAGUAAAAUUAGUAAUGAUCAGGUUUGUGCAUUCCUGCACGUGUUGGCCCUGGUGGAAGUGUGUUGAGAAAUUCUGACGUAAGAUCACCCAGGUGUCUAAUUCCCGCUCUGUGCAGUGAGAAUAACCUCCAGAGACCUCACCUCCAGCAUUUUUCCACUUCAUUUAGUUUGAUUCUCUAUUCAAACUCCUUUAAUUGAGCUGUGUGAAUGAAAAAUGCCACUGAAAUAAUUGAAAACUGAGCAAAAGCUGGACUUCUUAGUAGUUUUCGGUUAGAUAUCAGAGUUAAUUUAAAGCCUUCUGUUGUCUUUGGGUCAAAAUGACCUGGCCAUGAUGUUUAACAGCAGAGA
Molecule: messenger RNA, 7245 nt
Organism: Acanthochromis polyacanthus (spiny chromis)
Lineage: Eukaryota; Metazoa; Chordata; Actinopteri; Pomacentridae
Exons: 3
Coding region: 373-3270 (965 amino acids)
Biological process (GO): DNA integration
Molecular function (GO): zinc ion binding; nucleic acid binding
Source: RefSeq, a predicted model, not a curated record